Messenger RNA from Sodiomyces alkalinus F11, 500 nucleotides. RefSeq names its product bola-like protein. Gene Ontology annotation, biological process: intracellular iron ion homeostasis. Gene Ontology annotation, molecular function: 2 iron, 2 sulfur cluster binding. The coding region runs from base 168 to 500 and encodes 110 amino acids. The transcript is spliced from 2 exons. Gene Ontology annotation, cellular component: nucleus; cytosol. The record is from RefSeq and is a predicted model, not a curated record. Lineage: Eukaryota; Fungi; Ascomycota; Sordariomycetes; Glomerellales; Plectosphaerellaceae.
CUACCUACCUUAGCUCUUGACCAAUUUAUCUUAUCAAUCAGAUCUAAUCCCCUCGACGAACGCCUGGUAUAAAGCUCUCAAUUAAUACCGACACUUAUUAGUACCGCGAAAGGAGCCUUGAAUUCUCGAGUUAUUUCUGCUCGGUCUACCAUCCAAACCUCCAAACCAUGUCAGACCAAAUAACAGAAGCCUCGCUGAAGGAGGCAAUCACCGAACGUCUCAAUGCCAUUCAUGUUGAGAUCACAGACAUGUCCGGCGGCUGCGGCCAAUCCUUCACCUCCCUCAUCGUAUCCCCGCAGUUCGAGAAACAGACCUCUCUCAAACGCCACCGCCUCGUCAACGCCGCCCUGAAGGAAGAGAUCGCGCGCAUCCAUGCCUGGAGCGCCAAGUGCCAGACCCCUGCCGAGUUCGAGCGCGACAGAGCUGCCCGUGGCGGCGAGACGGAGGGCCCUCCACUAGACGGUACUGUCAAUGGGAAGGUGGAGGGCGUCAAGGACUAG